Messenger RNA from Penaeus monodon (black tiger shrimp), 1029 nucleotides. RefSeq lists its product as uncharacterized. NCBI's taxonomy places the organism in Eukaryota, Metazoa, Arthropoda, Malacostraca, Decapoda, Penaeidae. Gene Ontology annotation, cellular component: membrane. The record is from RefSeq and is a predicted model, not a curated record. The coding region runs from base 1 to 1029 and encodes 342 amino acids. Gene Ontology annotation, biological process: G protein-coupled receptor signaling pathway. Gene Ontology annotation, molecular function: peptide binding; G protein-coupled receptor activity. The transcript is spliced from 3 exons.
AUGAGCAUAAUAAUCACUGCUCGCUUCUUGAGUCGAGAUCAGAGGGCUCAGGGCGCCUCUGAGGGACCUGCGGGCGCCGACGUUGAGGCUGGUGCUUCUGGCUCGCCGCUGCUCACGCCAGACGCCGGGGCCCCCCUCGACGCCCACGGGGGUUUAAGUGCGUCGGCUCUGGAAGGGAACGGCAGCUUGACGAGCGCGGUUCUGGGGCUAGAUUCCGGGGAUUACGCGACCCCCGACCGCUACGGCGAUCUUGGAAGCGACAGAGAUGCUGCAGCCCCUGAUGCCUUUCCUUCCGCCGUCGACUUGGCGGCUUUCAACCUCUCUGAGGCGACGAGCGCGAGCUCCGACGUCUCCUUCGCCCCCGCCGGUGCCUCUGCGGCCGCCUUCGCCGACGGCCCCUUCGCCUCGGCGACCGCCACCGCUCCGUCGCCGCCCCUGCCGACUGCCUCCCCUCUGACGACUGCGCCGGAGCAGGUGACGUCGCCCUUCCUCGCCACCGCGCCUCCGACGCCCAGUUUGCCCUUCAACCUCUCUCUGGGGACCUGCCUCGACCACCUCACGGCCGUCCUCUCCCCCACGGGCUCCGGCUCGGCCCCCGGCGCCGCCCUCGUCGGCCUCAACACCAUCGCCUCCACCAGGAACCUCAGCUACCUCAAUGCGACCUCCUCGCCGACUCUGCACAACCUCUCCUCCUUCCUGUGCAGCAACGCCUCCUCCUCCUCGCCGCCCCCCGCCGCCGGCAGCGGGCCGAUGGGCCUCGGGGGGGCAGGGCCUCUGGCGGACGAGGCGAGGGAGGACGAGGCCUUCCUCUUCGACAGGAGCGACGUGAGGGGCGUCCUCAUCGCCCUCUACACGAUGGUCUUCAUCACGGGCUUCGUGGGCAACCUGGUGGUGCUGGUGGUGAUGUGGGUGCACCCGCGCAUGCGCUCCACCACCAACUUCUUCCUCACCAACCUCGCCAUCGCCGACUUCUGCGUCACAGUCUUCUGCGUCUACCAGAAUCUGUCGCUCUACCUCGCCAGGACGUGA